AUGUCUUAUAAUGGCCCAAGAAAUCCAUGGCAAAUCGGAUCAGACAGUGAAGAUGAAAAACCUAAGAAUUCACGACCUACAUCAAUUACUAAUCAAAAAAUCAAUUUAAAACCUCUACCAGCUCCAGUUCAACCAAAAUCACUCGAUUGGGAUGUUCCACCAACUAAAUCAAGACCUAAGAAAAAACAAUCUACUGAUACGGAAUUAAAUACAUCAAAAGAAAAUGAAUCUUUGAAAUCAUCGAGUAGAAUAUCAUCAUCAUCAUCAAAGUCAUCAGCAAAAUCGAAAAAAUCUAAUGAACUAGUUUCACCUUCAACUACUGCUGCAUCUCCUUCUACACUACCACCUCCUGUUGAAAAUUCAUCAGCAUAUGAUCCAAUUAAGUCGAUGGAAGAAAAUCUAAAUAAAUUUAUUUAUACACCUAUUCCAAAAGAUUAUUCAUCAUUUGUACAAUGUUCUCUUCGACGUGAUAAAGAUGGUGUACAGGGAAGUUUUUUUCCAACAUUUUAUUUACAAGCUGAACGUCCAGGUGAUGGAAGAAAGUUUUUUCUAUUAGCCGCACGAAAAGUAACAAAAGUAAAGCGUCAACCAGAAUUUGUAAUUACAACAAAUGUUACAACAUUAUCAGAAAAAUCAGGUGGUGAUGGCUAUGUAGGAAAAUUACGCGGAAUUAAUUUAAGUGGAACUGAAUAUAUACUUUACGAUAAUGGUUUAAGUCCAAAUAAAAUUUCAAAUACUGCACAAUUAAAUAAUAGAGAAAGUUUAAGACGAGAAUUAGUUGGUAUUAUUUAUAAUACCAAUCUUCUUGGUUUCAAAGGGCCAAGACAAUUCACUACGGUGAUACCUCAAAUAGAACAAGAUAUUCGACCAUCAAAAAGUGAACCAGGUAUUCUUGAUCAAUGGCGAAACAGACGCUUCAGUUAUUUAAUGCAGUUAAGAAACAAAGUGCCAACAUAUAAUGAAGAAACUAAAACCUAUAUUCUUCGAUUUACUGGUAAUCGUGUAGCUCAAGCAUCGGUAAAAAAUUUUCAGAUAAUUAUGGAAAACGAUAAACACGAAGAAGAAAUUGUUAUGCAAUUUGGUCGCGUUGAUGAAGAUUUAUUUACAUGUGAUUAUCGUUAUCCACUAUCAGCUAUUCAAGCUUUUGGUAUUGCUCU
Molecule: messenger RNA, 1157 nt
Organism: Adineta steineri
Lineage: Eukaryota; Metazoa; Rotifera; Eurotatoria; Adinetida; Adinetidae
Source: the annotation of a GenBank genome assembly